GAAAAGGAGGAAGAAGAGGGGAAGACUGAUGCACGUACUCUGCAAGUUAGACUGUUUAAAAGAUAUCUACGUUUGGUGAGUGAAAUUGUGCAUUUUAAUAUUAUGUAGCAAUAAUUAUUGUUAGAACUGUGAAAUGAAACGCGCGAUCGUUGGCCUUCUGGACUCAGGAUCUUAUCACGAGGGUUUUACUAUACGAUUGCAACUGUUCAUAAAAGAAAUGCGCAGAGAGAAAUGAUGUUGUUUUGGUGAACGUAGUUCCAACCUUUUGACUAUAGCGAAUUGUUACUUGUAUUGUAAAACGAACAAUGAAGACAACGAAGUCCUUUGGGGAUACUUUGUGGUGACAACAAAGCUACCUCACGCAUGCAGAUCUUAUUCUUCAUUUUGAAUGAUUAAAACACUUAAAGAUGGCGCGAAAUACGCCACUUCCACAUUUCCCAUAAUGCACCUUAUUUGUCCCCCAACCGCAUAACCAUUGCGAUUUUCAAUCUGGAAUGAAGAUCAUUUUCAGUUUACCUGCUAUCAGAAUGAAAUUUUGUACCAGAAUAUCUUCAUUCAGAAUGAAAAUUGGAAUGGCUUAAACAGGAACGAAAUGUUGUUCCGUUAUCAUGUAAACAAAUACAGAGAAAUACAUGGAAAUUGAAUGGCCUCAUUCUAGAAUGAGUCAUUCCGGUGAGCCCCUAAUUUUGUCAUAAAGAUAAAAAUCAAGAAUGACGGCCAUUAAUGUAUUGAGUUUCCACACUGCCGGGGGGGGGGGGACACUUCCUUUUUUGGCCUAUAUGGGUAUGUGCCGUUGGACAGGGUAUGGUUUUUAGGGCCUUAUAAAUUUGUAUACAUUUUCACUGUUUAGCUCCUUGAACAGGGUAUCUUUUUGGAGCAGACAAGUGUAAAGAUUGGCCAUGAGCAGUCUGUUUAUGUGCUACCAACAAUUUUUCCAAAAAACUCCACGAUGUCAGUUUAAAAAUUACCUACCGUAAUUACAUAUGCAAAACAAAUGAUUCAGGGUCAUGAGAUAAGGUCUCUUGUCUUAAACAGGACAGCAAAAUGAAAGAUUUUCACCUUUAAGCCCCAAGAUCAACCUUCAAAUAAUAUUAUUCACACUGGCCUCCACACAUUUCUUGAAAGAAUGCUUAAGAGAUUUUGUUAAAAGAUCAACUCACAUUUCCUUAAGUGAUAAUUUUGUUAAUUCUCAUUACCUUUCUACGAGAUCAUAUACUGAUAUUGUCAAGAGAAAAUUGAUGUUAGUCACUCUUGGGACUUAAACAGUUAAAUUGUCCUCAACAGGGUCAGGGUUUGAAGCCAAGCACUGUUUCAGAGUAGUGUUCAGGUGUAUUGUGGUAACUUCAGAAUGGCAGAUGACAGAUCAACAAGGUAAAAAAAAUUUAUCAAGGAUUUUUCGUUGUAUUCUGGAAAUUUUUCCAUGGUUCUCUGCAAUUUCUGGGGAGCGGCAAAAAUUGCUGUACGGCAAUCAAUGAUGAUUUGGCUACUCAAGGAAUCUUUCACACUUGUUUGAUGAAAACAGACAUAAGAUAAAUUUAUAGUGUCACCUUAAGCUUGCCACUUUGAUGACCCGUAACAUCAAGUGAGCUAAACCGUGGCAGGUGUGAUGGGUUAUGACUCUUAUGACAGUUUUGGGCAGAGCAUUAAGUGUAAAUAGUUAUAAUGAUUUAUGAAUGAGGUUUAAAAAUGGGUCAAACUGGUUUAACUCCUUGUUUUUUCUUUGAGUUCUUGAGUUUUACUUUAAUUUUUUCAACUUGUAUGUCAGAUGGGGCGAUGGAUCAUCUGCUUCUUCUGAUGGCUGUGCAUCAAAUGUUGAUUUAUUGGUGAGUGUUGAUAAACAGUACAAUAUGGGUCAGAUUUAGUUUGUUCAUCAUUAUAGCUGAAGGUUAAUAAGGUUUGUGGUAUAAUUCUAAAAAGUUUCUUGGAAUCCAUUCAUGUUUAUUUUCAUUCUGUGUAUUUGUUUGGAACUGGCUUGUACUUCAACUGCCAUGUUUUAAAACAUCCGGAAACCAUGAAUUCAAUAUCACAGUUAUGUUGCAAAGUAUGCUUGACAUUACAGAUUAGAAAGCAUUUCAAACAGAGUUUUAUUAUUUGGUCAUUAUGCAGGUCAUUUGGCAUUGUUUGGGAUUAAAAAGCAUUCAGUUAAAGUUUUAUUAUGCAGUCAAUGUCUGGUUAGACUAAGUUAGACUAAGUUAGACUAAGUUAGACUAGUUAGAUUAGACUAGUUAGAUUAGUUUAACCCUUUAGUCCCUAAGAACAAAAUUUGAAUUCUCAUUUGUUGCCCCUAUUCAUUUCCUACAGAAGUAGUGGGGAGAAGUUGAUGAAAUAUCCAGCAAAUUCGUCUUGUGUGUUGAUGUCCCUAAUUCUCAUGACUGCACUGUUUUACAAAGCAUUGAUAUUACAAGGAGAAAUUUGAUGCUGAUCACUCUUAGGGCUUAAAGGGUUAAGACUAAGUUAGACUAAGUUGAGAUAGUCCUUUGAUAAACGGUCAUACCACCCUGAUAAAUAUAAGAAAUAUUUAUUUGUUUAAUGCUUUUUGUGUAGCUUCUUCACCUUCCUGUAUUAGUGAAAGAUUUCACCUGGGAAGUACAGAAUGAGUUUGGAAAAUGCUUGAACCCUCUAAAGGAGAGUGGUUAUGACUGGAGGAUUAUUGCUUCACGGCUCCAGCUUACUUGGAUAAUUCAACGUUUGGAGCAAAAACCAAACCCAACAGUUGAAAUGCUUAGAGAAUGCACUGAAACCACAUCACAGAAGCUUCUAGAGAUUCUUGUGGAUGUGAGAAGAACAGAUGUAAUAGAUGACAUGUUAAAGUUUUUUGGCAAGAAUGCCAGACUGUUAGGGCCAAGACAUCCAACACAGGAAAGCAUUGCUGGUGACAGCUCAUUUGAUAGUAGUCUGUCAUGGCCACUGCAGGACUCUGGAAAUGCUAGGUGACUUUGUACUUAAAAUGCUUUAUAGUACAGACUAAAGAAACAUAAUAUCGAAAGCUUAAAAAUAAUACCUGCCAAUAAGUUGCAAAAUUAAGGGUUAACGCAAAUCCUCUAUUAAGCCACCCUCUCUAAUAAGCCCCCAUAUUCAGUUCCCCACCCCUGCCUCCUUAUUCUUCACUACCAAAUUAAUAAAAGAUGGACUGAUCUGGUAUUGUUAAUUCAGAAGCUAGAAGUUUAGAUUGGUUUUGAUCUUUGGUUCAGUUGCGAAACCCUCCGUGGGGCUUAACAGAGGAUUUGCGGUAAUUUCUUUUAGAAACAACAUCGUUACCCCAAUUUUGUUUUGGAAUUACCAUAAGCCUUGAAUACUAAGAUCUACAGUUACCACACAGGUAUAAGCAAAAUAAACUAAGAUGGUUAUGCAUUUAGAGGCAGCACAGUUAAAAACUCAAAUUCUAUUCAUUGGGCUUUUCUUUGAUGUGUUAACGAACUGGACGUAUUUAGAAAAAGAGAGCACUACCCUAGUUUAAGCACUGCAAUAAUCUGAAACCUGUACUGAGCAAACACCCAAAGGACCCUUGCAAUUGUCUGUUUAAUAGACUGGUGUCUGCUGAAAUAUACAUUUUACAAGAAGUAUGAAUCUCUUGGGAGAAAGGUUUGGGACUUAUUGACUCUUGUGUGCUUAAUUUGGGGUCCACUUUACAGAGGAUUACUGUAUUUCAUUGUCUCUGAUACCCAGCCCCUCCAGUAGGAAGAAGUUUCAUAUGACAGAAAAUGACAGAAUACUUUUCAUAAUAUAUUAGUGAACUCAUUCUGCACCCAGCAAAAGGGGUGCCCUCUGUAAAGAGAGUCAAAGAAACUGAGUGAGAGUAGCAAGUGCAGACUGUAGGUGGGCUUAUAGUACUUUGCGAAACGAAACGAAACGAAACGAAAUGGUACUUUGCGAAACGGUACUUUGCGAAACGGUACUUUGCGAAAUGGUACUUUGCGAAACGGUACUUUUACAAUUAGCAGAAGCAAUGGUUCAGCACUACACGGAAUGUUACACCCUGUGAACUAAAAGCGAACUAAUGUUUAAAAGGCUAAGAAACACAAGUCAGCAAUUUAAAAUGAAAUUGUUCACAUUUAUUGGCCUAAAUUUUGCACAAAGGUUUGUUACAGAAAACCAAAUCCAAAUUUCGAAAAACAUACAGUUAAGUUUUGGUUCUAACUUAUCCAACAUAACUGAAGCAAAUUAAAACAUGCAAUCUAUGUGCCAAUUUGUCUUUAAACAAACAAAAAAGCGUCUAUGGGCCACAGAAAGAAGAAUUGUUACGGUUUUACUAAAUUUGUCAUUGUUCCAUUUGUUGUCAUUGUUACUGUUAAUGUUUUUGUUUGAUUUGCUUUGAUUGUAAUUCAUAUAUGGUACUCAUAGUAAUUAAAAAAUAAAUUUACAAGAAAAACGCUCUGAAACGCUCUUUUUACAUGUCUGCGUGUGAAAGAUGCGCCCGCAAAAUUAACACGUGUUACAAAGACGACACUAAAAUAGUUCAUACACCACGUUCCAAGUCACUAAAUCCAAGAUGGCGUCUGUUAAUACAUUGCUCUUUGGAAACAAAUCUUAAGCUUUCAGUAGCAUUCUAGGUACUAGAGAUAAGGUGUGAUGAAGCAUUCUAGGCUGCUAAUUUUCAGGAUUUGCUCGCCAACGCGAAAAAUUUAGGCGCAUUGGCACUUAUGCAUCCGUUUCGCAAAGUACCGUUUCGCAAAGUACCAUUUCGCAAAGUACCAUUUCGCAAAGUACCGUUUCGCAAAGUACCAUUUCGCAAAGUACCGUUUCGCAAAGUACCAUUUCGCAAAGUACCGUUUCCUUUCGUUUCGUUUCGCAAAGUACCAUAAGCCCUGUAGGUGUCCAUUGUAGAGAGAUGUCUUCUGUUGGACGAAAUUGACUGUUGUUAAAGAUAACUCAGUUGAUCAUAACUGUUUACUGAUAUAUUGCUCGUAGUUCUGAGAUGGACAGUGAUAUUUCCAAGUCGAAACUGGGGCCAUCAGAAUCAGAAGAAACUGGUAGGUGUUUUUUUUUUAAUAAUUAGGUGUUGAUUAUUGUGUCUCUAUGUUUUCAAAGACAGAUGUGCAAAAUAUAGCCUAGGACUUAAUUAAUAAUCAGACUUUUUACAUCCCUAACUUAGUACAGGGCUCACAACUGGGCUAUUUAUAAACUGUACUAACUAUACUAGUCUUAAAAAGCAGUUUUACUCUGCAGAUGUUUUCUCCUUUACCUUACUCUCCUUCAGACUUCUUUUGUGCUUAAUAAAAAUCGUAGAAGUUUGAGUGUAAUGCAAUAAUCAUUUCUUUAAAAAAAUUGCCAGAAAAAAUAUUUCCCAUUUGAAGCAUUUUGUACUUCCUCAAGACUUGUGAUGGUUAGUACAGGGGAUUAGUAGUCCUACCUGCUUAUUAUGGUGUCAUUGCUCUUAGUAGAUCAAGUAGGCAUCAAACCCAGUCCUGUAACCCACUAAAUGUCAGAAGCUUCAUACAUUAGGUAUUAAUUAUUAAUAAGAGGACAUGGACUGAUUCAUUCUGGUCUGAUCCAGGUUUUGUUAAUGGCCUUAUAGACAGUUUACAGGUGCCCAAAAAUAAAAUUCUUUCAUUUGUGCUCACAGUAUCUCAUCAAUAUUUUUGGUUUGUUAUUGUUUUGUUUUUUCUUAACUUUCUUUAAUAUCUCUUAAGGUGAAAACUUUUUGUCAGACGAGUCUGAAAAGUUCUGGCUGAACAUUCCUGGCGACUAUGACAGAAAGGUACUUUUGCUUAUCUCAUUUAACCCUUUAGGUCCCAAGAGUGUCCAACAUCAAUUUUCUCCUAACAACAUCAGCAGAUCAACAAGAGUAAAGGUUAUGAGAAUUACUAAAUUGAUGACCAAAGGGAGAAUACUUUGAUCUUAAACCAAAUUCUCUCAACUAUUCUUAAAAGAAAUGUAUGGAGAUUGGUUGGGAGAAUUUGUAUUUGGAUCUUGGGGCUCAAAGGGUUAAUGAGAUUCAAGCUGAAAUACAAAUGGAGAUUUCUAUAUUUUCCUCUUUCAUGUAUUUCGUAUUGAAUUUGUGGGAAACGUUGUGAUGUAGUAAAUAUUAAUAUUGCAAUAAUUUUGAGUUUGGAUGAUCAUUUCAUUAAUAUUAUUCCCUGGCAGCUACCUCUCUGUUUUAAUUCCUUUAUACUCUGCAACUCUGUCCUUAAUGUUAAGCAUUUUUAAACUUAGGGCCAAUUUAUUCGCCACUUCUUUUUCUUGUCGGUCUUAGCUUAUAAUCUUAGGGUCUGUUUUAAUUUUGCCUCACAAACUUCCCCAUUCAUUUUUUAUGAAAAGUUUUUAUUUUGUAACUCUAGCAACGUUUUUUUGGCUUUCUUUCUCUUUUUAUAUAAACCAUCGUAUCGUUGUAAUAUUUAGAUUUACUAUCAUUUUGAUAUACUAUCUCGUAAAUUAAUAAUUCAUUAUUAUUGUUGCUGAAAAGCCCUCUUUAGGGAGUGUUAUUUAAGUUUAAGUUUAUAUUGUAUAAAUUACGUGGAGAAAUUUGCUUACUUCAGAAUGGCAUUUCUUGCUGAUUACUGCAAAGUCCAUAUUGAAACCAAAAUAGGACAGUCAAGUUUGACUAUGACAUAGAGUGUUGUAGGGACUGAAGUACAAAGUGAUUCUCUUUUUUCAGAGUUGGGCAAAUUUUUCACAGGCUGCCAGAAAUUGUUGUCAACAAGAGAUGCAGCAGGGAAAUGUUGAGAAAUUCCUCUGUAAAGUGUUACACAUCGAAUAUGGUAAUUAUCAUUAUUUUGUAAACAACUUUCAUAGUAUGGGAAGAAAAUGUAACUUCCAAGAAAUAUAAAGGAACUAUUGGGAAAGAGAUGGGGUUUGAAUGUGAGUAGCUGUUUCUUGGAGAAGAGCAUUACGUGACAAGAAAAAGACAGCUUCGUGGGAGAAUAGGCAUUCAGCUGAUGAUACAUAAUAUUAUUAAAAUACUCACCUUACCAUACUUGUCAUCUUGUUUUAAUUUGCAUUCUCAAGCACAAGCUGCUGACAGCCAUGUUAGACUGGAGAACUUUCUCACACUGGUGGCUCUCUUUGGACCAUUCAAGCCAGGGCCUGAUGGAUGUCUUCAGAAGGUGAUCCAUUAAUAUAUAUGUAUGUUGUGGUUCAAUUUUAUCCUUGGUUUAAAUUUGAUUUCCCUUUGUUUUGGGGUAUGGUCAUGUAUGAUAAUGAGUUUAAAACAAUGGGAAAUAAAAAUUAAACCAAGGAUAAAAUUAAACCACAACAUAUACCUUGAUAUAGAAACACAUAAUAAUGUACCUUGCAACCUUUUGUAAAUUGGCUAAUAAGCCGAUGUGGUGGUUUAUUUUUAGUCAGAAAGUUAGAAAAGUGAAUGAGAGUCAAGAACUCUGCACAACAUAUUUUUUUUCUGUUGGGAAUUAUACUCGUUUUGACUAACACAGUAUCCAUAUUCACAGUGCAUGACCUAAGAUAAAAAAGAAAAAGGGGUGUUGAUGACAAAUUGAAACCCUGACCCUCUAAGAAUGGGCAAUCUCCCCAACCCCCCGGCCCCCACCCAAAACAGACAACACACUGGGCGUGCUUUAAAAGUGCAAGCUUAAGUUUUGUUCGAAGCUGUGUACAAAGGUUUUCGGCUAAGUAAGGUCCCUUAGCUUACUCAAAAGCCUGGCAUCAACGAAUUUCUAACUCUGGGCCGGGUUGUUCAAAGCUGGGUUAAGAUAACCCAAGGUUAGUGCGAAAUUUGAAUUCAGAUUUGAAAGCUUAAAAAGUAAAUUCUGUUUUAUUCUUUCCGUCAACAGGUUAAUGAUUGGAUACUCUUAAGAAUAACAGAGAAAAUUAUCCGAGAAAAUCGUUUUGAACAAAGAAAAAGAAGGCCGGGUUAAAUUUAUCCCUGGGCUAAGCGCUAAUCGGCGUUCGAACAACUGGGCCUGGAGUUUAAAAAAAGGUUAAGGUUUUACGUUACCUCGAGUUCUGACAAGGAUAUGUCAGUGUCCUCUUGAACUCGCCUUGUUUUUGAGUCGCAAACUAUUUUAUUAGUCUUGACGUUGGCCUGAAAAACGUAUUCUAAAAGGCGUCUUGUCGAUUGUUUUUUUAACGAGGCCCAAUGUGUAACAAUCCUCAAGUAUGAAGUUAAUUAACAAAAUGGACGUCGGCCGACGGCAACCUUCAACGUUUGUAAUUUCCCGCGCUUCCCUCGGCAUGCAAAGUCGUUUCCAGAUCCCAGUUGCGUCAUGCAGAGGGACGGGCCUUGACGGGCCUUGGGCCUUCCAUGGGUUCGUCACGCGUUCCUGCCCCUCGUUGGGGAGGAUUAUUGCGUGACGAGCCAAAAGGACCGUCUGCGCACGGCCUAUUAAAUCUGAAGGUCCUACAGUUCACAGCUAAAAUUGAAAUUUCCAUUACUUUGUCCUCAACUAAUUUUUGUAUUUCUCAUCUUAAAGGAAAAAACAUUCAGUACUUAACAUUUCCUUAUACUAAGUACAAAAAUUUGCGUUAUUUUCGUAUAACCUAUUUUUUCAAUUGUUAUUUUGAAAGAUGCAUGACUUGAUGAAGAACUCUACUUCAGUACGUGAAGGGACAAGAGAAAGGUGAGAUAAAGUAUCCGCUCCUGUUUUUCAUUUGUUAUAUCCACUGAUCAUUGCUUGCGAGCAAUAACGAGGGCAGCAUGCCUUUUUUUUUUUCUGAAACUGGUCAAAUUUCGUAAAGCUCGUUCGAUUGACUGCUGAUUCCGCAAUCAAAUUAAAUGGAAUGAGGUAUAAAACUGACCUACGUUGGCUUUCAUUACAUCGUAAAAUCUGAAGUGUAGUGGUUGAAAUAAAUAAGCUAAAUUCAGUAAAAUAAAUGAAGCAUUAGCGGUUCCAAAGUUCGAACAAACACGUGCAAGGAACUAGUCCACGAGCAUCAGUUGUUGAGAGACACUGUUUAGGUAAAUUCAUAAUAUGUGUCUUAUUUCUUGUGUGGGUGCCCUUCGGGAGAUCAAAUCGUUCUUGUUUUCAGUUGGUUCGCAGGCCACAUGGACGAGACCAAGGCCGAAGAACUCCUUAUAGAUCAAUCGCCUGGCAGUUUCCUUGUCCGCAUUAGCUCCUCCAGAGCUCAUGAGGGUGUGUUCGUGUUGGCCGUCAAAACAAGCAAUGAUGGUGUUGUUCAGAUUCAAAUGGAGGUUAGUCGUGCUUUAUUACUUGAGAAAAUGGCGAUCUGUUUUCUUUUCCAUUAAUAAAUGGCACUUGCGAGCACUUGAACAGAGGCUUCACAGCGGUCAAACGAGUGAAAUUUGCAAAAGUUAAGCGAAAUACUUCAAAGUUAAGGUUGCUACUUUCACUAUCGAAAUUUUAAGGUAUUACCAACAUCCUGUUAGUUUACUAAACUUUUUAAAAGUUUACUAAAAAAGUUCUAAGUGAUUGAAAACCGAUGCUGACGUUAUUAUCGGCGCAGGGGCGGAUCCAGGAUUUUUUUUAGGAGGGGGUGCACUCGUCUCUUGCUCUACUUCAACACCAAUAAGCCACAUAGUUUUUUUUUUGGCAGAAUACCAGUUGUAUUAGAAAACCGCAGGUCAUCUCGGGGGGGGGGGGGUGCGCACCCCCUGCACCCUCCCCCUAGAUCCGCCCCUGCGGCGCCAUUUUCAAACAUGAUUUUCUUUUAGCGCGAAGCGUUUUCAGCGAAAAAAGCUCAAAAUUUUGAGAAAAAUGGAAAGAUAGCUAUGUUGACUAACUGAUUUAUACAUCUUUGCCCAUUUUUCUCUAACUGGUAAAUGAAAUCCCAGCAAUAAAAAACAAAUAUAACGAUUUAGACGUUUGACCGCGGUGGUAACAGAGGCACUUGUGAAUGGCGGGAGAAUGUUGCGUCAUAUCGUCAACCAAUCGGAAGUCAUGUUAAGACCAACGUUUUCCCGCGCCAGGAGCCAGUUUGUCCGCACUUGGUACCAUCUUUAAGCCACAUUUAUACGCCUCAAAAUCUGUUUCCAUGAAGUUCAGCCUAUUGACAGCGCGUAUUGCGAUUAUCAUGAGUCAAAUCAUGUCUCCCUGUCCUGUACUUCCCGGUACAUAUGUAGCUCUUUCAUAACCAUUCCCCACUCAGUGAAAGAAUGGUAAUAGAAUCACGAAGAGGACCGAGUUGAUCAAAACCCGGUUUUAAUACAGAACGAAACAUAUGAGUAGCCAUGGUAACUAAAACUGGAUUUCCGCUAAUCGUCCUUUAAACAACCAAUAAACAACCUAGCCUGCGUGCACUGCCUCGUACCCAGGCGCUUCUUGGGAUGUUCUGUGCCUUUGCGUUUUUGAAGCUUUUCCAUGAUCCUUGCGCCGCGACUACCGUCGAACAUCCCAAAAAGCGCUUACGUACGAGGCAGCUGCGUGCAGGCGUUUAAAAGUAAUUUGGGCACAAGAAAAAUCGAAUAUCUUCCUCGCGCGCCCCGUUCUUUCUUGCGGCCAUAUGACUUUUACGCGCCAGGUAUGAAGACUGCAAAACAACUCGGGUCCAGUAGUGUUAUAAAAGUCACGCAAGAAAAGAAAUUUUUCGGAAACAUUUAACAUCCCUUUUACACCUUUUUUUGCUUUUCCUUUGCAGAGAGAUUUACAAGACAAUAAUCUUGAAUUAGCCAACCAGAAAUUUCCAGACCUCCUGGCAGUUGUCAUUGCUCUUAGACGAAACGUUCUUCUUGAAAACUGCCGGCAGCUUUUGAUCAACCCUUGUCCGCGCCUUCCACUUAAUGCAAUAUUCAGCGGUUACAUGGACAGAAGCGCCAGGCGAGGUGGUCGGGGGCGAGGUGUUCGAGGGCGAGGCAGAUCGCGAAGAUGAAAAUAGAACAUCGGGAACUUGUGGACCUAUCUUUUUAAGAGUCAUGAUUUUCAGUACAGCGGCAUGACAGUCAUUUAGGUAACCAGACGAUAACAUAUAGUUGGCAUUCAUCCCGCAGUUCCUGCAGAAAAAGUCGGCCUCUUAUGUUGCGGGCUUGCCGCCCCCAAUAGAGUCGAUGUGUACCUGGAUUGUGAUAGUUUCCAGUGCAGCCGUUAUCUGUCCGUUUCUCCCCAAAAGAACCAAAGAAGGAGACGGAUGGUGGCUGUAUAUUUGAGGACCAAUACCAAGUUUAUUUAUGUUUCUGAUAGUCAACAGCUAUAUCUCCUUCAUAGGAAAUCCGAACCUGCUUAAGAACCUACUUAGCGUAAAUUGCUAUUAACCAGCCCAAAAUACAAUAACAGUAUUUUGCCAGACUACACGCGGCCGGUUUUUAGUAUAUUUUCACCGUCAAGAUCUCCUUGAUUGGUAUUGUCGUUCUAAGUUUCAGCGUGCAAAGAAAGUACUGUCCGAUAGCCCGGGGCUAGUGGAUUUUGCUAUCGGGCUAGUGAAUUCUGUUUUUACUUGCCCGACGGGCAAGUGAUGUUUUAUGAGGAAUUUGAAGAACAGAAGAACAAAACGUUUUGGGGGCUGGUUGAAAUGACGUCUGGGCUAGUAAGUGCUAGCUUCAGCUUGCCCGAAUGGCAAGCUGUAAAAAUGAUUUUCUUUGCACCCUGAUUAGUUUGGAUGCGAGGAAAAAACCUAAAUCGUUACCUUAAACGAGGCGGUGUCAAAAGCAGUUUUAUUUUGCUACCGUUUACAGUGUGUUUUACUUUCAAGUAUUGAUUGAAGCUGUGGAGAAUUUAUUGGUUAUUUAAAGCUAUGAUGU
Messenger RNA from Porites lobata, 11584 nucleotides. The record is from the annotation of a GenBank genome assembly. NCBI's taxonomy places the organism in Eukaryota, Metazoa, Cnidaria, Anthozoa, Scleractinia, Poritidae.